Molecule: messenger RNA, 2461 nt
Organism: Hippocampus comes (tiger tail seahorse)
Lineage: Eukaryota; Metazoa; Chordata; Actinopteri; Syngnathiformes; Syngnathidae
Product: golgin subfamily A member 6-like protein 6
Exons: 2
Coding region: 485-1864 (459 amino acids)
Source: RefSeq, a predicted model, not a curated record
UUUUUACAGUUGGGGAUAUUAUUUUUUGCAAUUAGGGUUCUUAAAAUCAACAAUCCCACCUUUAUCUGUGCCAAAUCAUGCUGAUUAACCAAAUGUUAUGAUCCCAGUUAGCCAGCUAAGCUAAUGCUAGGUACACCGAUGUUUGCGUUAAGUCAGUGGUGAUUGACGUCACAACAUCAGAAAUUAUUCGAAAAUUUAUUAUUAGUGUAGAAUGAUGUAUUGUAGAUGAUGAGGUCAUGUUUUUUCCACACGUGUCAUGAAAGUGUAAGCACCUUGAUCACAAAGCCCCCAAAGCGACAUUUUCCUUACAUCGCCCCUUUGUAACCAGAGGGCUUUGACGCUAUUAACUCUCCCUUUCCUUCCCAAUUGACAUAACUUCUUUUUUUGUUUUUUUUUUUCCCCAAAAUACUGCAUUACUUUACCCACCCAUUUCGUGACCCCCAAAAAUUUAUUCAACGACAAUGGCUAAUUAGCAAUCAAAAGCAUGGAUAAUUUGGAGAGUCGGAGCCCAAGUGCGGGCGCCAGGGAGUAUACAAGCACGCCAAUAGCAGACUGUCCAAGGAGGACGCACCACCAACGGCACCAGGCAAUGGUGUCGGAAGGAGGUUACUUCAAACAGAGCGGCCUCAAGCGGGCGCUCUUCUACAGCGAGAGCUCAAACCGCGACCUGGUUGCUCAAAACACUGCUCUGAGAGCGCAGAUGGAGAGUGAGCGCCAGAGUCACCACAGGGAGCGCCAGAGGCUCCAGCAGGCUCUGGACGAGGCGAGGAGUGACCGGAGCGCCCCGGCGAUUGAGCAGAAGCUUCGGGAAAGGGAGCACGAGAUGGGCGUCCUUCAAGACAUUUUGGCCGCCGCUCAGCGGGAAACGGUGCAGGUGCGGCAGUACUGGAUGGAGGAGCAUAACCUGCUCAAGAGGGCCCGCGAGGACGACUCUGAGAACAUCGUGGCGGCCGUCAACGCCGAGUGGCAGCAGUGGUGGAGCGUCCGCGAGCAGGAGGCGGCGGCCCAGCUGCAAGCUCAGUGGGAGAGCGCGCAGUGGCACGCCGAGGAGAUGGCGGCUCAAUUCAACGCCAAGCUCCAGAGCGUCCAGAGACACAGCACCGACACCGUCGUUUACUACAAGGCGGAACUGGAGCGCCAGCAGUGGCACAUGAGCCGGAGCGUCAUGGAGAAGGACGACGUGAUCGCCAAGCUGACCAAAGAGAACUGCCUGCUCGAAGCGGACCAAACCGCCUUGUCCGGACAGAUCCUCAAAUUGGAAACGGAAGCCUGCGAGCUGCAACAAUCCGUUUUCCAUCUGAGGGAGGAGCUGAAGGUGGAGCGGGAGGCCAGGACGCUGGUGGACGAGGAACUCCCCGCGGCCAUAGCCGCUCUCACGCGGGAGAUUGAACUGGAGCGCCAACACCACCGGAAGGAAGAGCAGAUGCUCCGAGAAGCUCUGGAUGAGAUUCAGCUGCAGGAGAAACGAAUGGAGGCCAGUGACCUACAGGACGCUCUGGCGGCCUCCCAACGGGAAACGGCCAACGUGCGCAAGUACUGGAUGCAAGAAUGCGAGGAGCUCAAAAAGAGUGCCGAGGAGAACACCAAGACCAUGGUGGAGGCCAUCAACAGCGAGUGGCAGCGGUUUAAAGCCGAGUGGGAGCACAUGCAGAGGCACACCAGCCAGGCCCUGCGGGAGAAGGACGAUCUGCUCGCUACGUUGCUCGCCGACAUCGAGAAGUUGACAUCUCAGCUCGUCAAAGUCAAACCGGAGACCCCGGAGCAUCUGGAUGCCGAGACUGUGCUCGGCAAGCAAGACGACCUGGACGAUCUGGCCUCUCCCCGACAACUUUCUAACAAGUCUGGGGUCAUUCAUGUGCAGUAGUAUUGACGCUGAUGCACUUGGGAGAGUUUUUAAAGAGACGGCUGGUCUAGAACAACACUCUGGAGGCUCUUCAGGCAAACGCUGCGGAAAUACACGUCAAAAAUCUUACCGGUUGGGACCACCUGAUCUCGUGAGACUUCGGUUCAUUCAGCAUCCAGGGUUUCCCCCUCGAAACGGGGGUGUGCACGUCCAAGUCGAUUUUGAUGUUUCUCAUUUGUUUAUUUAUUUAUUUUUGGGUGUAUUUAGUUUCAGUUCUGUAAUGCCGCCAACCGAGAGUCCCGUGAUCUGACCGUCAAAAGAUAUAGCGGAGGCAGAGUGACGUUAUCAAUUGCUCAGGUCCAAAGUGGCGGUUCGACUCUUUUUACACUUCUACCAUUAAACAACGCCAAAAAAAAAAACAACAAAAAACAGGAAUGUUGUUUAUUUCAAAUAAUUUUAAAGUACUUUAUUUUCUUCCAUAUUUAUGUUGAGCAAAAAAUAUAUAUAUCCCUCCUACCACCUUUGAAUAUUCAAAUAAAUUUUCUCUUUCAAUUUAUGGUCAAUAUUUAAUAUUAGAUUAUUGUAAACAGAAUUAUGAAAACUCUCAUUUAAAAUUAC